UAAUGGAAAAGUCGUGAAAACUUGGUGGAUCUGUAAAGCUCCAAUUAUUCUCUGGUAUCAUUGUAAUGGUGUAACGCUCCAGAGAAUAUUAAACUGAGAACACUUUCAGAUCACCCAUUUGUGAAUAUUUCUUCUUUGAAUCCACAUGAAUAUACAAUAAACCUUGUUGACAUUGUGUUGACAUUAAUUCAUGGAGAUGAAACAUUGCAUAGACUCAUCAGAAUUGGGUUUGUUCAAAGUGAUCCAAACGGGAAAGAAGAAACAUUUUCGUAUUAAAACUGGAUUAGCAAUCGCUGGAUUAUCAACAUUUAUAGUUCUAUUGUUCCUGAUUAUAAUUUGUACAAAGAAGAUAGGUAGCGAGAAUCCGUCAUCAGAAACAAAUAAUAAUAUAUUUCAAGCACCUUCUUUAAAUGACGAGAAUGCUCAAACUUCAGUGCAUCCUAAACCAUUCAAAGUUGAAUAUAGAGGACCAAUGCCUAGGAAGUUCUCACCUACUCCCCCGACUACCACCUCCACCACGAAAAGGCCUACAACUUUGAUCUAUCCACAACUGACGAAUUAUAGGAAUAGAUACUAUCCCAAAAAUAUUCAAGAGAUUGUGAGACAUAUGAGAAACAAACCUGUUCAUCAAACUAUGGAAUAUACCAAAAAUACUGGAAAAAGGGAUGUAAAUAAUUCAAAGGAGUAUUUGAACAAUUCUGUUAAUGAUGAUAUUUUCCAUCGCUACAAACCCAACGACCCUAGUGAAGUGAAUUUGUUAGCAACCGGUAGGGUGAGAUUUGCUCCUCCUGUCUGGAAAGAUUUCCGAAAUUUGGAAGAUGAACACAAUAGACCUCAACUGCAAUUCAUUCCGAAAAUAUCUCAGAUCACAAAUCAUCCGUACAGUACCAUCCCUCUGAAUUCUUCUUCCGCAGAAAAUGUUCCAGUUUUAUUGACGAACGAAAAAAGAGUGACGAAUGAAAAUGAUAUGACAAAAGUCAUGGAUCAUUUUCUGAAUUUCCGUGAAACUGCAAAGAAACCAAUGACAAUAACAUUGAAUUUGUAUCCGAUAGAAACCAGUUAUGCUGCAGGAAACAAUCCCAAAAGUGGGAUUCCGGUUUUUUCCCAAGAAGAAUCCAGAAGUGAUUUGAGUAAAAUGACCAUCAAUCUGAGGGUAUUUCCAGAACACUCAAACCUUAAUUAACGUAUUGGCAAUAAAUAAAAUUUCAAUUAAAAUACAAAGUAAUUGAUCGCUGAGCAUUUUUAUUUCUUGAAGGUGACUUAGCCAUAGUGGAUAGAAUAGCAAACAUAUGUUUGGUCUGUUC
Molecule: messenger RNA, 1304 nt
Organism: Leptinotarsa decemlineata (Colorado potato beetle)
Lineage: Eukaryota; Metazoa; Arthropoda; Insecta; Coleoptera; Chrysomelidae
Source: RefSeq, a predicted model, not a curated record